This is a messenger RNA of Rattus rattus (black rat), 676 nucleotides long. RefSeq names its product single-pass membrane protein with coiled-coil domains 4 (gene Smco4). The record is from RefSeq and is a predicted model, not a curated record. The transcript has a single exon. NCBI's taxonomy places the organism in Eukaryota, Metazoa, Chordata, Mammalia, Rodentia, Muridae. Bases 63 to 242 code for a protein of 59 amino acids.
CCUGCCCCGACAGAGGAGUGUGGCCCUCUCUGCACAUCUCUCCCCAGCAUCCUCUAACCAAGAUGCGUCAGCUCAAAGGGAAGCCAAAGAAAGAGACCUCCAAGGACAAGAAGGAGCGGAAGCAGGCCAUGCAGGAGGCCCGGCAGCAGAUCACCACUGUGGUGCUGCCUACCUUGGCUGUGGUGGUGCUCCUCAUUGUAGUGUUUGUGUACGUGGCCACGCGCCCCACCGUCACCGAGUGAGCACCGCCAUCCUGGCUUUCCUCUGCAGACAUGUCUGCAAUGCCGAGCUCUGGGCAGGAGUGCCCUGUCUCCUCUGGUCUUUGACUUGAUCAAUAUUUCUCUACUUUUGGGGGGGAAGGGAAAGGGAACAUUUUAUCAGUGAAUGUGCCAUUUACCCGAUGGUCCACUUCAUGUGCCUUUCAGACUUCAAAGCAGUGCGUGUGUGCGUGCGUGUGUGUGUGUGUGUGCGCGUGUGUCUCCCCCUUUCUCCUGAAAUCAACGCACAGCUGCACCUGGGGAGAGGAGGCCUCUCCGGGUGACCCUGUGCUUCCUGGCUCCGUUCACAGCUUUCUAAGGGGACAGCCUUUCUUCUCUGUACUUGAUGGGAUGUGAAAUACGCUGACUCAAAGUGAAAUAUUUAUUUUUGAAUAAAGGAGAUAAUAGUCUUAAACUGG